AUGGAUGAACCCAGUCAUAGCCUACCACUGGACACCUCUUUAACCAGAUUAGAGUCCAGUGUCCCGAUUUCAGAUUCUUCAUGUGUAAGACACCCCAGGAGAUCUUCAUGCGAGUAUGAGUACAAGGGACCUGUAGGACAGUUCAUUAUGGAUCCACAAGGACACUCUUCUGUUUAUUCUUAUACCACAACUUCUUGGAGCGAGAUGUUUGGGUCAUCUACAGCUAGGGAUGCGUACGGUCAAAAUACCAGAUACGAUCCAGAGUUUGGGCCACAGGUUAUGUCUAAUCGAUCAAGGCUUGGCAACAAAACUUCGAAGAGUUUGGACUUGGAUUGCAGCUUGACACAAUCCGUAAUGUUGCCUCGUCGACAGAGUCUGGACGAAACUUUUCAUCAGACUGCAAGUUCCAAAAAUCCUGGUCCUUUUAGAGGACACAAUGGUUCCUUUCAGAGGAGCACUCAGUCCUGUGUUGCAGAUCAGACUCUUGUUCACAAGGAACAUGCUAGCAGAUCGGCGACGUAUGGUUCCAGGGGAAAUUCACAAGAAACUUUUGGUCUAUCGACAUGUAUGUUUCCAGAAACGCAGACGUCUGCGCCCCAUCCUAACACUGAACCCCUCAAACAUCAGUCUAGACAGAAACUUCAUCAUCAUCGUCACCUUACAACCGGAGGAGAGUUUACCAGGACCUAUCCGUAUCCCUACUUAGAUAUAAAAACCGAACCCGUGGAUCCGCCGGGGACAAGCCAAUCUCAAUACAGCGAGCAAAGCGGAAGGGUAGAACCUUUAGUAAACUUACCGGAGGGUUUCUAUAAUUCGACUUAUGGCAGUGACAAUACUUAUGAUGCUCUGUAUAAGCAAGCAAGUCGUUCAGAAGGGGGUCAAAUGUAUGGAUUCCAGAAGGGACGCAAGUCGAAAACUAGACACCCUCUUCUGCCAUCUACCAGUAAGGAAGACUCGGAGGAUACGACAAACAUCUUCUCGGCUUCGGCCGGUGACAGGGCACUUUUAAUAGGGUAG
Messenger RNA from Saccostrea cuccullata (small rock oyster), 1017 nucleotides. RefSeq lists its product as uncharacterized. NCBI's taxonomy places the organism in Eukaryota, Metazoa, Mollusca, Bivalvia, Ostreida, Ostreidae. The record is from RefSeq and is a predicted model, not a curated record. The transcript is spliced from 2 exons. The coding region runs from base 1 to 1017 and encodes 338 amino acids.